CGGUUCGGUUCCGUGGCGCUGAUGGGGCGGCUUAGGAAGAUGGAGGACACCGUGUCGCUGCACCCGUCCUUCUGCGUCUGGGCCGGCGGCGAACCCAUGCACUUCUUCGGCGUCUUCGACGGCCACGGCGGCCCUCACGUGGCGGCGCUGUGCAAGGAGCAGAUGCACGCGAUCCUGGCGGAGGAGCUGGCCAUCGCGGCGGAGGACUACCUGGCCCAUCGCGACGAGGAAGGUGCCGAGGAGCGGGCGUGGCGCACGGCGCUGUCCCGGAGCUUCGCGCGCGUGGACGCGCUGGCGCCGGCGGCGUGCGCGUGCGGCCGCGUGGCCACGGCGGCGGAGGGCGCGUGCGCGUGCCCGCUGUCGGCUGGGGAGAGGUGCAUCAUCGUGGGGUCGACGGCCGUGGUGGCGCUGCUGGUCCGCGACCGUGUCAUCGUCGCCAACUGCGGCGACUCCCGCGCCGUGCUCUCCCGGGGCCUGGACGCCGUCCCGCUCUCCCUGGACCAGAAGCCGGACCGGCCAGACGAGAUGGCGCGCAUCGAAGCUGCUGGCGGCCGGGUUCUGUUCAUCGAUGGGCCACGUGUCAGAGGGGUCCUCGCCAUGUCCCGCGCACUAGGGCACGAGCUCCUGAAGCCUGAGGUGAUAUGUGAGCCAGAAAUCACCAUAACCAUAAGGUCGGACGACGACCACUGCCUGAUCCUCGCGAGCGACGGGCUGUGGGACGCUAUCUCCAACAGGAAGGCCUGCGACAUCGCCCGGCAAUGCAAGGAAGAUGGAAUCCUGACGAGAGCCCAUGCAGCUGGGAGCGAUGAAGCCUGCCGCAGCAGCGGCGGCGGCGCACCGGGUGGCCACCAGCCAGAGCCUCCGUGCCGCCACGCCGCUGCUGUCCUGGCGAGGUUCGCCCUCUGCAAGGGGAGCUGCGAUAACAUCAGCGUUGUUGUCAUUGAUCUGAAUGUGAUGGGUUAG
Messenger RNA from Lolium rigidum, 963 nucleotides. Its product is annotated as probable protein phosphatase 2C 37. Lineage: Eukaryota; Viridiplantae; Streptophyta; Magnoliopsida; Poales; Poaceae. The transcript has 4 exons. Gene Ontology annotation, cellular component: nucleus; cytosol. The coding region runs from base 22 to 963 and encodes 313 amino acids. The record is from RefSeq and is a predicted model, not a curated record. Gene Ontology annotation, molecular function: protein serine/threonine phosphatase activity; cation binding. Gene Ontology annotation, biological process: protein dephosphorylation.